UUGACCGUGGUGGCACUAGCUUACAGUUAAAAAAAUUUUGUUUGUGUCUGACAAAAACAAAUUGGCGAAACAAUGGUUCUAAAUAGAAAUUUAUUUGUUACUAAGCAAUUACUACAGAAUGUCAGGCAAUUCCGUUACUCCUAUUCAAGUAAACAAGUAUCUGAGGAUCCAGACAAAAUAUUAGCCGACGGUCUUGACUUACGAGGGCAUCCUAAUAAUUUGGUAACCAUAUGCUCACCGAUUGGAUUUAAGUUUAACAUUGCAAAAGCGAUAAUAGGUCCGGUUGCACUUUUUCCAAAAACUAUUCUGUGUUGGAAUGUCAAGAAUGGAGAGAAUAUAAAUAAGAAAACAUUGUCACUAUUUCUUGUUCUUGAUCCAAAACCAGACGUGAUAGUCAUAGGGCUUGAAACUCAAUACAAAUAUAGUAAAAUUUUAGACAUAAAGAGCAUAUUUACUGAACAUGAUAUCAGAGUUGAAAUACAUCCUGUACGAACAGCAUGUGGUAUUUACAAUCUUCUGUCUAACGAAGACAGAUAUGUAAUAGCAGGUUUGAUACCUCCCCUUGGAACAGAAAAGUUUAUGCGAAUAGGCCUUCAAGUCUCUGAUUAAACGUAAAUGUUAUAAUAUUAAGAGUAUGGAAACUAAACUCUAAUGUGUAACAGAGUUUAGCAUUAAUUGAUUAAUUUGUCGUAUGAUUAAUAAUUUAAUUGUUAGUUUGUAGCGAUUGACGAUUGACAAUCAAUGAUUCUUUUUAUUGAUCAAAAAUUAGAUUAGUCUGAUUUACAAUUAUUCAUUUGAAUUUAAAUCGUUAAUCAUACUGUAAUUCAAUU
Messenger RNA from Colletes gigas, 830 nucleotides. RefSeq names its product NADH dehydrogenase [ubiquinone] 1 alpha subcomplex assembly factor 3. Gene Ontology annotation, cellular component: mitochondrial inner membrane. Gene Ontology annotation, biological process: mitochondrial respiratory chain complex I assembly. The record is from RefSeq and is a predicted model, not a curated record. The transcript has 3 exons. Bases 73 to 609 code for a protein of 178 amino acids. Lineage: Eukaryota; Metazoa; Arthropoda; Insecta; Hymenoptera; Colletidae.